UGUAAAGUAAAAUAAUACAAGGAUUUUGGUUUUAUAUUUGAGGGAUAGUGAAAGACAGCAUGGGAGAAGUUGGCUUAGGUGGUGGUAGACCCUUCAAGCCCAAAUAUGUUCCUUCAAAAAAUAUCUCCCUCUCUCUCAAUUAUUCAAAAAGUCAACAAAGUCUCCAUUAACACACACUUGAAGCUUCAUACUUGUUUUUCUAGAAAUGGAUGAGAACGGGGAUGAUCUAGGGAUGAAGCUAUUGUUCCUUGAAAAUAGAGUUGCUAUGGCACGCCUUUUAUUUCCUAAGGAAGCGCAAGUUGCAAUGCACAUUGCAAAAGUGGAUGACACAAAGGAGUUCCCACUAACCACCAAUUGUGGAUCAUUUCCUGGCCAUCGGAUAGCAUUUUCAAACUUGAAUGAAGCACCAUUUAUAAUAGAAGAUGCACAUCAUAAAAGAAUAACAGCACUCUUGAAAACUGGGAUAGCAUGUUUCUGUCUUUGCAUAGUUUAUUGGACAGUGGAAUUUGGGAGGCGAUUCUUUCCCCGUUGUUCUAAAGCACUCGACAAGAUUGUGGAUGAUAAAGACCUAUCGAUCUGGCGUAUCUUGGAAAUGAUAUUGACAAUCCGGAGCGGCAACUAAGAAAGAGGAGGUACAAAGAGAUUAUAGAAGAUUUCAAAAUAACCUUCAGCCAGGACAAAGUGGAUUUGGAGAAAUCAAAAGCCAAUUCGCCAUCUUCAUCAGCUAAGGGACUUUCUCAAACUAAUGGCAAAGUCAAGUCUAGGAAGAGAACCUAAACAAACAAUUCAUAGUUUCUUAGUAAGAACCCUCUUCUGUUCAUUUCUUCAUUUUCGAUAGUGUUGAUGAAUCUCUCUAUCUUGUAUUGCGUCUUUUGGAAGCCCAUUGGGUAUGAUGAGUUUCACUCAAGAACCACAGAAACAAGUAAAACUUGUGAUAUUGCUAA
Papaver somniferum (opium poppy) is the source of this 944-nucleotide messenger RNA. RefSeq names its product BTB/POZ domain and ankyrin repeat-containing protein NPR1-like. Lineage: Eukaryota; Viridiplantae; Streptophyta; Magnoliopsida; Ranunculales; Papaveraceae. Gene Ontology annotation, biological process: systemic acquired resistance, salicylic acid mediated signaling pathway; defense response to fungus; regulation of jasmonic acid mediated signaling pathway. The coding region runs from base 206 to 622 and encodes 138 amino acids. Gene Ontology annotation, cellular component: cytoplasm; nucleus. The transcript has 3 exons. The record is from RefSeq and is a predicted model, not a curated record.